Messenger RNA from Xenopus laevis (African clawed frog), 8009 nucleotides. It is a transcript of the gene ccdc88a.S, whose product is annotated as girdin. Gene Ontology annotation, cellular component: microtubule organizing center; centrosome; cytoplasm. The transcript has 33 exons. Lineage: Eukaryota; Metazoa; Chordata; Amphibia; Anura; Pipidae. The coding region runs from base 941 to 6556 and encodes 1871 amino acids. Gene Ontology annotation, biological process: signal transduction; cytoskeleton-dependent intracellular transport; cytoplasmic microtubule organization. The record is from RefSeq and is a predicted model, not a curated record. Gene Ontology annotation, molecular function: microtubule binding; dynein light intermediate chain binding.
UAACAGUAUUGAGCUGUUCUCUGCAUCAUUCCCACUCCCCCCUCCUCACACACAGACUCCUAUGAGAGAGGUGAAAUCACAGGGACACUUUUACAGUCUAAUUCAGUAUAAAGAAAUUUCUGUGAAUUCUCUACAGAGGAGACCUGACAAUAAACAAGGGGGUCUGGACUGAGAAUGAAAAUAGGCCCUGGGGUUCCAGGUACAGAGACACCCAAUAAAUAGCGGCGCAGCCUCUCUGCCACAACUCACUGAUUGCCAGUUUGGCCCUAGUUAUCAUCACAUUCCCGUGCAAAGCAGAACCGUAGGUGGGGGCGCGGUAUAACGGUUUAUGGGUGCGGGGAGGGUCCCUGGCGCAUCUGGCCGGACAGACACGUGCCAUCAGCAGUAAUACCCCCCCCCCCAUAGGAAAUCAGCAGUGCUUGGGGGUCGCUGGUUUUUCCGAAUAAAGAUAUAAAAAUGCAGUGGGAAAUGUGCCCUUGAUUCCUGCGCAAAACAGAAGCGGUCGAGGGGCCCCGUUCCCAGGCGCUUGGUCUCAGCGAAUCAGACGGGAGGGGGGGGACAGAUCACUGCGACGUUUCCCCUCUCACCCCCCUUUUUUGUGUGAGAUGUGCGACGGCCCAGCUCCUCUCUCCUCCCUCCUUCAUUCCCUCCCCCUUCCCCAGUCUCCAGAUGCCGCUGCCUCUCCCUUGUGCUUCCCGCAGUCUCUGAGCCAAGAGCAGCGACAGCAGCAGUGACACGGACAGGGGGUCCCCCUCUAAUAAGGGAUUUGCCGCGGGGGACCCUGAACGUUACUCCAUUUCAUUGAGGCGCUUUCCCAAUGGCUCGGCGACCCCCGGAGCAGCGGACACACCGAUCUCAUUAGGAUUAUAUUGGGAAUAUCACUCUCUGGGAUUUGUGUUUCUUUUUACUUCCAAAUUGCAGGAUAAUCACUAUAUAGAAAAUGGAGAACGAAAUUUUUGCUCCAAUCCUGGAAAAUUUCAUGUUCAGCCCUCUGGUGAUCUGGAUCAAGACCUUUGGCACCCUGCUCAGAGGCGCUGGCACCCUGCUGGACGAAUAUGUGGCUUUAAUAGACGGUGUGUUCCUGAAUGAAGUCAUGCUGCAGAUAAAUCCUAAAGCUGAUAAUCAAAGAAUAUAUAGAAAGAUCAAUAACGAUGCUUCCCUUCGGAUCCAAAAUUUGUCAGUGUUAGUCAAGCAGAUGAAAUCGUACUACCAGGAAUCGUUACAGCAGUUGGUCAUGAUGAGCUUGCCAAAUGUUUUGACUAUUGGCAAAAAUCCAUAUUCUGAACAAGGAACAGAAGAAAUGAAGAAAUUGCUUCUCCUUAUGCUGGGUUGUGCCGUCCAGUCUGAAAGGAAAGAAGAAUUUAUUGAAAAAAUCCAGGUCUUGGAUUUUGACACAAAGGCAGCGGUUGCAGCUCAUAUACAAGAGGUAACGCACAAUCAGGAAAACGUAUUUGAUUUGCAGCUAAUGGAACCCACAGAGAUGUCGUCUGAAGAUUUAGAAGCUUUUUUAAAAAAUAUUUCUUUCCAUCUGAAGAGGCUGGUUGAUGAGAGAGAUGAAUACACAGAGACAAUCAUCGAACUGACAGAGGAGAGGGACUCCCUACAUUUCGCACCUCUCGCUACAUCGGCACAGUCUCCAUCUGGAUCCCCGAGCAUGAGGCGCACAGAGAGCAGACAGCAUUUGUCCGUGGAGCUGGCAGACGCCAAGGCGAAAAUUAGAAGGCUGAGACAAGAGUUGGAAGAGAAAACAGAACAAUUCCUGGACAGUAAACAGGAGGUUGGACACUUGGAAGCAGAACUUAAGCGGGUUCAGCAAGAGAACAUGAAUCUGCUUGCAGAUGCUCGGUCUGCUCGAGUGUAUCGGGAUGAGUUGGAUGCACUCAGGGAAAAAGCCAUUCGAGUUGACAAGCUUGAGAGUGAACUGAGCCGGUACAAAGAGAGAAUGCACGACAUUGAGUUUUACAAAGCUAGAGUAGAGGAGUUAAAAGAAGACAAUCAGGUGCUUUUGGAAACAAAAACAAUGUUGGAAGAUCAGCUGGAAGGAGCUCGGGCCCGUUCCGACAAACUCCAUGAGUUAGAGAAGGAAAAUCUACAGAUGAAAGCCAGAUUUCACGAUAUGGAAACGGAAAGGGAUUUGGACAGAAAGAGAAUUGAAGAAUUAAUGGAGGAAAACAUGUCGCUGGAAAUGGCUCAGAAGCAGAGUAUGGAUGAGUCUUUGCACCUCGGCUGGGAGUUGGAACAGCUGUCGAAAACAAGCGAACUCCCAGAAACUCCACAGAAGUCUCUGGGCCAUGAAGUGAAUGAGCUGACGUCCAGCCGCCUGUUGAAGCUGGAGAUGGAAAACCAGACGUUGCUGAGCACAGUGGAGGAGCUGCGAAUCACCAUGAGCUCCACAGAUGCCAAAAACACAAAGAUCCUGAAGCUGGAGAAAGAAAAUCAAAGGCUGAGCAAAAAGAUGGAAAAAUUAGAAGGAGUGAUUAGCCACGAGCGACAAAACAAUGAGACCAGCCAGCAUCUAAGCAGUGAUCUCAUGAAGGAGAAGUCCGAGCUUGAAAAAACAAUUGAGACCCUGCGGGAGAAUUCUGAGCGUCAGAUUAAAGGACUUGAACAAGAGAACGAGCAUUUGAAUCAGACCAUCUCCUCCUUGAGACAGCGUUCACAAAUCAGUGCUGAGGCCAGAGUCAGAGAUAUUGAAAAGGAGAACAAAAUUCUGCAUGAGUCUAUCAAAGAGACAAGCAGUAAAUUAAACAAGAUGGAGUUUGAAAAGAAACAAAUGAAGAAGGAACUGGAGCACUUCAAGGAGAUGGGCGAGAGGUCCGAGGAACUUGAAAAGGAACUACAUCGAGUGGAGAAAGAGAAUGAACUCUUGCAAAAAAAGAUCACCAGUUUAAAUAUAGUUUGUGAAAAAACAGAGGCCUUGGAACAAGAAAACGCCAGCUUGGAACUAGAAAAAAGAAAGCUGAAAAAGACAUUGGAUAGUCUAAAGAACUUAAAAUAUCAAAUGGAGUCACUGGAGAAAGAGAACAACCAACUCGACGAGGAGAACCUAAACCUGCGGCGAUCGGUGGAAUCUCUCAAAAGCACAAAUAUAAAGAUGGCCCAGUUGGAAUUAGAGAACAAAGAACUGGAGAACGAAAAAGAGCAGUUAAGGAAAGGACUGGAGCUCAUGAAGGCAUCUUGCAAAAAAACUGAACGUUUAGAAGUCAGUUACCAGGGACUGGACACAGAGAACCAAAGAUUACAGAAGGCGUUGGAAAAUAGCAGCAAAAAAAUUCAACAACUGGAAAAUGAGCUGCAGGACCUGGAGGCAGAGAAUCAGACUCUGCAGAAAAAUCUGGAGGAAUUAAAGAUCUCUAGUAAGCGUCUGGAACAGCUGGAAAAGGAGACCAAGCUGCUGGAACAGGAAACUUGUCUAUUAGAAAAGGACAAGAAACAGCUGGAAAAGGAGAAUAAGCGACUUCGCCAGCAGGCUGAGAUUAAGGACAUUACGCUGGAAGAAAACAACGCAAGGAUCUCAAACCUGGAGAGAGAGAAUAAAUUGCUUUCCAAGGAAACGAAUGCAUUUAAAGAAUCAUGUGCCAGGAUGAAAGAGCUGGAAAUGGAGAAUAAGGAGCUUGUGAAAAGAGCAACCAUUGAUAAGAAAACAUUAGUCACCCUGAGAGAGGAUUUAGUGAAUGAAAAACUAAAAACACAACAGAUCAAUAAUGAACUGGAGAAACUAACCCAUGAAUUAGAGAAGAUUGGGCUAAACAAAGAGCGGCUGCUGCACGACGAACAGACUACGGAUGACAGCAGAUACAAGCUCUUGGAAUCUAAGUUAGAAUCAACACUGAAGAAGUCCCUUGAAAUAAAAGAAGAAAAAAUUGCCUCCCUUGAAGCCCGAUUAGAGGAGUCGGCUAAUUUUAAUCAGCAGCUUCGCCAGGAGCUUAAAACUGUUAAAAAGAAUUAUGAAGGGCUUAAACAGAGGCAGGAAGAGGAAAGGUUGGUCCAUACUUCACCUCCAAGACCUGGUGAGGAAAAUCUACCUGUGCCCAAGUGGGAGAGAGAAAGCCAGGAGACCACCAGAGAGCUGCUAAAGAUCAAGGAUCGCUUAAUAGAAGUUGAGAGAAAUAAUGCUACUCUGUAUGCAGAGAAACAGGCACAAAAAACACAGCUGAAACAACUGGAAACCCAAAACGACAAUUUACAAGCACAGAUUUUAGCACUUCAGAAGCAGACGAUAUCACUGCAAGAGCAGAACACCACUCUGCAAACUCAGAACGCCAAGCUACAGGUUGAAAAUUCUACUAUUAACUCGCAAAGUACAUCGCUUAUGAAUCAGAAUUCCCAACUUCUAAUGCAGCAGUCUAGCCUGGAAAAUGAAAAUGAAUCCCUCACCAAGGAGCGUGAGGAGCUGAAGGCCAUGUAUGAGCUUUUGGUGAAAGACCAUGAGAAACUGGCCCAAGUGCAUGAGCGGCAGGCAGCAGAAUAUGAGUCGCUUAUCUCCAAACACGGCAGCCUCAAGUCUGCACAUAAAAAUUUAGAGGUAGAGCACAAGGACCUUGAAGACAGAUAUAACCAGUUACUGAAACAAAAAGUUCAGCUGGAAGAACUGGAGAAAGCGCUAAAGGAGGAACAAGCCAAAAUGCUGCAGGAGAACAAACAGCACAAAAUGUUAUCGUCCGACUACCAAAGGUUGACUGAGGAGCAUGGGAGACUCAAUCACACAUACAGACAGCUGUUACGGGAAAAUGAGAGCCUGCAAAGUGAUCAUAAAAACUUGAAAAGCCUUCUUAAUAGUGGAAAACUGGAGCAAACCAGAUUAGAAGCUGAAUUCUCCAAAUUAAAGGAGCAGUACCAGCAGCUGGAUAUCACAUCAACCAAGCUCAAUAAUCAGUGUGAGCUAUUAAGUCAACUGAAAGGCAACUUAGAAGAAGAAAACCGGCACUUAUUGGAUCAAAUUCAGACGCUGAUGCUGCAGAACAGAACCCUCCUGGAACAGAAUAUGGAAAGCAAAGACCUUUUCCAAGUUGAGCAAAGACAGUACAUUGAUAAAUUAAAUGAACUCAGGCGACAAAAAGAAAAACUGGAAGAGAAGAUAAUGGAUCAGUACAAAUUUCAUGAGCCAUCUCCCCCAAGAAGGAGAGGAAACUGGAUUACAUUAAAAAUGAGAAAGCUGAUCAAAUCUAAGAAGGAUAAUAACCGGGAACGCCUGAGAUCCCUCACCAUGGUGCCUUCCCGCUCCGAGUCCAGUGAAGGUUUCUUGCAGUUGCCACUGGGAGACAGUCAGGAUAGUUCUUCCGUUGGCUCCAAUUCUCUUGAAGAUGGACAUCCACUUGGGGCAAAAAAGAGCAGCAUGGUUGCCCUGAAAAAGCUGCCCUUUAUGAGGAACAGACCGAAGGAUAAAGACAAAAUGAAGACCCUCUACCGCCGCUCAGUGUCCAUGAAUGACCUGGUGCAGUCCAUGGUCCUGGCAGGUGGACAAUGGACAGGUAGUGCUGAGAAUCUGGAGGGUCCCGAGGAUCAUGCAUCCGGGAAAAGGAGGAAAGAUUUGGGAUCUAUGGCCUUCUCCACUACAGCAAUCGACUUUUCAGCUGCCAAUGCCUCUUCGGCCUUCAGAUCCAAGGUUUUGCCUAAAAGUAAAGACAACACUUCUUAUGAGGAUUUAAGUGCUCAUUCUGUAAGAAAUGGUUCCUAUUCUGUGCCUGGAACGCAUGCUCCCAGAACUUCCAGCCUGGAUAGUGCCAGGACAUCCUCUAGUAAUAGUAAUAAUAAUGCUUCAGCCCCUGCAGUCACAGGAAUGGUGGCUUCUCAGAUCAGGUCCCACAGCCACAUUGGUGGAGAUUUCAGCCUGCAUCAGGAAAGUGAACCACUGAACGGCAGCGGGAGCCCAGUCCCUUACCUCGGCCAUCGAUUAAAAAAGUCUGCAGUAUCUAGUCCCAUGUUGAGACCUCAACUAGGGGACACACCAGAAACCUCGCUCCAGCCUAAGCUGAAACCUGGGUCGCCCAGAAGCGAAAAGGUUUCACUCAAACAAUUUUUAGAGGAAAGCAACAAGCUGACUGUAAGCCAGAUUCGCUCUGGAAGUCAGGAAAACCUAUUGGAUGAAGUUAUGAGAAGCCUUUCUAGUUCUGUUGAGUCUGCGGGAUUUCAUUCUCCUACACUGCUAUCUCCUGGCCUAUCGCUGGCACUGGAUCGGAAAUCUGCCAAACCGGAACAGUCUGUGAGGCCCAACCUUCGGAAAACGGAGAGCUUACGUUUUACCUUCCCUGAACUGGUCAGUUCACAGUCCUCGGAUGGAAGCUCUGCUAUAGUCGACGGGACGGUGUUCUCCCAAAAGCACACAAAAGAUUCCAAUCCAUAUGCAACGUUGCCUCGUGCAAGCAGUGUGAUCUCUACUGCAGAGGGGACUACUCGGAGGACAAGUAUCCAUGAUUUUUUAUCCAAAGACAAUAGGUCACCUGUAUCAGUUGAUCCAUCACCCACAGCGGAGGAUGAACCUUGUUUAUCAAAUGUGGAUGCAACCCGAGAAGUCAGGCUUUCAAAAAGCAGGUCUAGGGAGCAGCAAACCCCUUAAUUUAGCCACCCAUUUCAAGUGAUAUCCCAGUUGAGAGAAAAGUGGCCUUCAUUUCUCAAGGGGAAGUUUAUUUCUGAAGUCCCGAGAUCUCGCGCCCCCCACCAAUGUCUUUUUCUGAGAAAUUGCUAGUAAAGCCUCAGCACUGGGACUGGGGAGAUUUGACACUUUUCCUUCCUUGAAUCAAGGAGUUGUGUUGGACUGAAUGAAAGUGGAGGAUUGAGUGUCCAGCUCUUUGCACUGGGGAAGAUUGUGCCGUCCUGUUCAGGAAGGAGCUCUGUCAUCACUCAUCAUAGGAAUUCACUUCUCACAUCUACUUUUAAUCCUCUGAUUUUAUAGCCUUCUGCUUGGUGUUUCACAAUGUGUCCAAUAUGUAUUUUAAUUCCAUGUAUAUUAAAAUUGUUUUUAUUUUAUUUUUAAACUUACAAGCUUCCGGCCCCAACUGCCAGGAUUGUGUGCUCCCCCCCCCACUGUCCGUUUUUGUAGGUUAUAAUGGACCCCCUCCUUUAGAUGAUAAGGAUAUAAAUUAAGGGACACUAUUCAUUUUAAUACACAUUUCAGUGACAUCACUAUACACCAGUAUAACUGAUGACAUCACAAAGCCCUAAUAUUUUACUAGUUAUUUCUGGAUGUUUUUAGCAUAAGGAUUUUAGAAGUCAUAGAAAAAAAGACAAGAUCGGGACAUGAUGGGUCCCAGGCCAAGUGCCUUCAUACAGGAUUAAGGUGACUUCUAAUAUCCUUUAUAAUGUUAAAUGUGGGACAAAUCAUGUACAAUAAUAAUAAUACAAUUCUAGUAUAAAUGGUCUGGACGUAGGUAACUGGGCUGUGUCUUUCUACAGUAGAACCAAAAGAAACUUCUUUAACUGGAAAUGUCCAACCCGGAGUAUCUCUCCCCCCGUAGGUGAAUUAAAACUGCAAGGAAUGGCAUAGGUUGAAUACCCCUUAUUUAUAUCAUUCUCUGGAGGCUCCAUUAUUCCUCAUCAUACAUGUAACAUGAUUGUGUUCUAACCCUAUAUUGUAACAUUACUGCUAACUGUCAGCAGGGGGAGACUUGCCUGGCUGGUGGGUCGCCACCAUAAGCCUAUAUAACCUCUAUACCAUUUGGCACUGUCUCCAUAUAAUUGUUGUGAGAGUGGGGCACUUUUAGGACACUUUUAGGACUCGUACCCAUCAUCUAGGCAGUGUUAUGCAACCACACAGCAACACUCAAGUUAACUGAUGGCAUUUUACACAGUGGGGUUGUAGCCAUGGCAACAGCACAAUUUUUUUAUGCAUUCUGCAGUGGGAUAAAUUGGGUAAACUGAGAUGACUUAACGGUGUGGAUGCUUGCCCAACGCACACUAGACUCCGUUUGUGUGUCCCUUAAAGGAACAGUUCAGCGUAAAAAUAAAAAAUGGAUAAAUAGAGGCUGUGCAAAAUAAAAAAAAUGUUUCUCAUAUAAUUCGCCAAAAAUGUA